AUGGAGUUUACUCCAAGUUUAUCUGCAUUCCAAGGAAUGAUUAUAUCUACAGACAGUGUUCACUCUUUUUCCAAACUAACAUCGAAAGGAGGAAAUGAAGAGAAAAUUGAACAUGUUAUCCACUGUAUACGAAAUUUUCUACAAAAAGAAAAUUAUAUUAUUGAAAAUAAAGUUUCAGAAGACGCUAUACAAAUUCUGCGAAAGUUUGCAUUUUAUGUGGUUAUAAAUUCAGAUUUAACUAUUUUAGAAGAAAUGGUAGAUUUAGAUGGAAUAGACUUUGUCAUAUGGACAAUACCAACAAUUCCUAAAUAUCUUAUGUGUGAAAUUUUGUGGAAUAUCAAUUUGGAUCAAUUUAUAUAUGAAAUAUUAGUAUUCAGCUGUCCACAAUUAUCUCUAGAAGUGGCAGAUGCAUUAAUAUCUAAUUUUAAAUAUUUUAAACCUACUGAAUGUCUACAAAAACUAAAAUUAUUAACAUCAGCUUGCUACAGACUCAUAUGUAGAUUUCUCUUUUUUGAAUUAGAAAGUGAUGAAAUAACUCAUGCAAUGAAUAAUUUCCAAAACUGCUUGAAAUUCUAUUCUGAACUACCAAAUAGUGCUAAGCUGGAUACAUUAAGUAAAGAUGGCCAAUAUAAAUUUAUUGGAAACCGCCUAUUUUCAAUGUUGCAGCUUUUAACAGAGUGCUUUAAUAAUUUUUUAUCAGUUCAGAAAUUAAAACCUUCUGAUUUUCAAGAAAUAUAUGAAUUAACCUAUAAAGAAGACUUAGUUAUAAAUCAAGACUCAUCAAUUAUUAUUGCUGAUUGCAAUAACCAUUCUUUACUUGAAUGUAUAAAUAACUGUCAUAUACUUUUAUUGGAUAAGUGCAAAACUUUAGUAAUGGAUGUGAGUGUAGAAAUAUUUUGUGCUUGGAGUGAAUUUGAAGAAGACGAUAAAAGUAUGCAGCAGUCUAUUGGAGAAUUGUGCUAUAAAGUGCACACCACUUUGUGUAAAAUUGCUAGUGUAGCAGAUCAUCCCGUUGUUAGUAUGCUGCAACAAAUCUCAUGCAAACCAUUAGAUUUAGUAGAGGUUAUAAAUAAAACUGAAACAGAUGUGAUUGUAGAAAAUGUAAAUAAGGAAGACAAUGUAACAGCACAAUGGAUCAAAGCAUUAAUAUAUAGAGACAAGCUUUGUGAAGAUCCAGUGUUAAUGGAAUUACUUACUACUCAUUUACACCUAUUAAAUCCAGAUGAAUGUUAUAAAUUAUUUAAAGUCAUGUACAAUUUUCUUAAAAAUUCUACAGACAGUAUGGAAAACUUAUUAUUAUUAACUAUCAAAGUAUUUCAGUUCUGUAGUAAUAGUUCAAAACAAGAAAUUGUUGAGGAACAUUUUAUUAAUGAUUGUUUCAAUGAUAAUUUUUUAACUCCAAGCUUUAACAAUACAAUUACAGAAAUUUUUAAUAAGCUUAUAAUUUCACCAGAUACAGAUUUAUGCGAUGUUUUAACUGUGUUCAUUCAAAGCCCACGAAAAGUUUACACUAAAAUAUUCAAUCUGGCAAGCGAGAAUAUGCAUCAAACAGACAUUAUGUUAAGGAUAAUGAAAUCAUUACAAAAAUACUCAAAACAUUACUAUAAUGAAGAAACGGAGCCUUGUGUAAUAUUAAUAACCAAAGAGACAAUUGAUAACAAUUUAGACACUGAUGAGAAACAAAGUAAUUUUGUGAGAUUUUUAAACUUAAUUAAAAUAGAAAAUAUAAUUCCUGGCCAUAAAUUGCUUUUGUUAGUUAUUAUGCCGAAUUUGCAUCAUGCUCUUUUAAACAAAAAUUUUACCAGUAUAUAUGUUCAAUGUAAACUUUUACAAGAGGCUUAUCCACUGAAUGAAUUACUAGAAUGUAGGGCACCAAUCUUGGCCAUGUUGGCGCAAGUGUUAGAUAUUGUGAGAUGGAAAGUUAAUACAUUUGCUGUACUAGCACCCACCACUUUGGAACUUGUAUUGAAGUUGCAAACAGCUCUUUUAAAUACAUAUGAAUCAGAUAUCCCCGAAAAAGAAUGUACAUGGUUAAAGAGCAAGCUUAGAAAUAUCAACCCCUUGAACAUGUAUUAUUUUAGACGACUUUGGAACCCACCGGGCAACACAUUUGUUGAAGUUAUAAGUGGAAUACACAUAUACAAAGAUAUGGACAUGGAACACUUAACUUUGUGGCUUUCUCAGGUAAUAUGUUCCACAACACUUCAAGAAUGGUAUCAAAUCUGGGACAGUCUCACAGUAUUUGGAAACGGAAAUAUAUUAGAUAUAUUCCAUGACGCCUUACUAUUGAUAUUAGUCGCUGAAAAGUCAAAUCAUACAGAAUCUUCAAAGGCAUGUUUGUUUUACCUCAUGAAAAACUAUGUGGCCAUCAUACGAUAUAAAUUCUUCAAGCUGCCGUUAAAUGGCAGUCAAAUAACAAUAGUAUUCAAUAAAUUUGCUCUUAUUGAAAGUUUCAUAGCUGAAUCUGAUGUUGAAGAACUGUCAACAAUAUUCUUGCCGCUGUUUGCUUUCAUGUCAACGACUAAAGAAGACCUCUCUAUUGAUAUUCCACAAAGUAUUAUUAAAAAACUAAAACACAGUAUAUUUAUUGAUGUGAUAACAAAUUUAUUUAUUAAAACAACUCAGUCACAAAUUAAAAGU
Messenger RNA from Brenthis ino (lesser marbled fritillary), 2640 nucleotides. NCBI's taxonomy places the organism in Eukaryota, Metazoa, Arthropoda, Insecta, Lepidoptera, Nymphalidae. The record is from the annotation of a GenBank genome assembly.